ACAGAAGUACACUGAAAGCAAAAUAUUAGAAUUAUGCCACUUUUUACCCCAACAACGCCUUUUGACGGAGAUGUCGAAAAGGCAACCAGUGAGAUGAACACAGAAGAAAACUGGGCUGUCAUAAUGGACAUUGUAGACAAGGUCAACACGACAAAUGGAUCAAAAGACUGCUUGCGUUCAAUCGCUAAAAGGCUGAACCACCGGGUACCAUUUGUGGCCAUGCAGGCAUUAACGCUUUUAGAUGCAUGUGUCAACAAUUGUGGCAGGCCAUUUCACUUAGAAGUUUCAUCAAGAGACUUCAUCUCUGAAUGUCGAACACUGAUAAAUCAGAAAGCACAUCCAAAAGUGGCUCAGAAGUUGAAAUCGAUGAUCAAAAAGUGGGCUGAAUCUAAAGAGUUUAAAGAUGAACCAACACUAAGUUUGAUACCGUCAUUUUAUAGCAGCUUAAAAUCAGAAGGAAUCGACUUUAAUGACCCUGAUGCUCCGACUAAAAAGACUGUACAGUUGAGCUCUAAUCCUGAUGUUGCCAAUAGCCAGCAGGAGGAAGAUGAUUUAGCCAAAGCCAUUGCCCUCUCUUUGAAAGAUUCCGAGAAAUCAAGUGUCAAAACCACUAGUUUGUAUCCAACAGGAAUAAACUCCUCAGCUAUUUAUGCCACCAGCAGUAAACCCAAGGAGGUUAGAAAGGUUCGAGCCCUGUAUGACUUUGAAGCAGCAGAGGAUAAUGAGCUGACUUUUAAAUCUGGAGAAUUCAUCAGUGUCACUGACGACAGUGAUGCCAACUGGUGGAAAGGCUUCAAUCAUAGAGGAGAGGGAUUGUUUCCUGCCAAUUUUGUCACCUCUGACUUGACAGUGGAGCCGGAGGAAUCCAAAGCCGAAAAGGCUGUGAAAUUCAAAGAGGAAGUCCAGGUUCUAGAUUUUGAGUCUGAUGAUGUCACAAUUGAUGAGGGUAAGAUUGAUGAAGCAUUACAGCUGAUACAGAAUGCUGACCCUACAGGUGAAACUCAAACCGACUCCACAGAAAUGCUGAGGCUUGAGAACCAGUGUUCUAGAAUGGGCCCACUGAUUGACACGGAACUGGAAAAAAUAGACAAAAAACAUGCCAGCUUGUGUGAAUUAAAUUCUAAAGUGGUAGAAGCGAUGCAGAUGUAUCACAAUUUGAUGAAGGAGACACCGGCUCCCUAUGGCUAUAAAGGCCAGCAGCCUCCGCCUUCAGUCAGUUACAGCUUUCCCAGUCAGGGUGCGUACAAUGGCCAGCCACAAUUCCAGUCUGGUCCCAGUCAGCUGCCGCCAGCUUCUCGACCACAGGGUCCAAUGCCUGGGGGACCCAUGCCAUUACCCCAGGGGGCCAUGCCUCAGAAUCCUGGCAUGGUGCCUCAGAUGCCCCCAAAUCAGAUGUCCAUCAACCCACAGAGUUACAUGCCUCAAGGACCUAGUAGUCAGUCUUACAGCAAAAUUCUCGUCAUCACCACCGCCACCGGCAGGGCCACAGGCCUCGCCAGGGACACCCCCCUCCCCGGCGUUUUUUCUCCGGCCAGGCGCCUCACCAACGGGUCUCUAAGAACUCCUGUGUCAAACAAGAGGAAAUUGACUGUGAAAUUAGCAUCGGCGGGGACAAACGAUAUUGGGAAAGCUGCCCAAACUCAAGUGAAGUCUCCCCCUUGCAAUCUCUAUAUUGGGAAUAAUUUCUGUGUCCGAAUUUACGACUUUUUCGAUUUACAAAAUUCGAUUCAGAAUAACAAGAAAGGGGGGUUGGUCCACAUUGAUUUCGACCCAGCCGUACACUUCAAGGCCAUGACGCUUUCCGAGGGAGCAGAGAAAAUCUGGAGUGUGCCAAACGCUGGGGGGAACUCUGUGAUUUCGGAGGUCCUUUCUUUUGAAACAUUUCACAGAUGUUUCCACGCUGAACUUCUGAGGACUGAGAUGGAGGUCUCUUACUUUCCGGAGGGAGGCUCUAUCACGGAUUACGUGUGUGAUAUUUUCGGCACCAAAGUGGGCGUGUCCGUUACCCGCGCCAUGAAGUACCGGGGCGAGUACACGGAGGAGGACGCCACAAAUCUUCUUACCAAAAAACUGAAAGGGGUAAACCAAGCCAAUAGAAACACCCUGGAGAGAUGGAACAAACAGAUCCUCCACGUGUGGGUCCAGAACAAGGAGGCAGCUAACCUGGUCACCAGGGCGUGGCAAGACCUACCCCCAGACCUUGUCACUAAUACCAUGGUGGUCGUCUCCAGGACACGCCGGUCAGACUUCAUCUUCUACAACCCCUGAGAAGAUGCACAUGCUCUUUAUUAAGUCGGUACAGAGAAAUUUAAGCUUGCACCUCUGGUCCAUCCGAGUCAAUGGACAUGCAAUGAACGGUGUGCAAACAUCUUUUCGAUGUCGUUAAUUAGAUUCUAAUCGCAACUAGAGAAAUAGAAUGAGGGUAGUGCUUGUGGAUGCUACUAGGAAACAAGAUCCGGUUGAAAGGAACUGAUGCUAAGCAUAGUGGAGAUACUAGGAAAUUCCAGCAAAACAUUUAUUAUUUAUUAAUGCUAUAUAGUAUUACGUUAUUUGUACGUUUAAAUUGGACUAUUAUUGUAAUAAUUUCAAUAUUUUGGCUAUUAAAAUUUUAAUUAUA
Messenger RNA from Magallana angulata, 2617 nucleotides. Its product is annotated as signal transducing adapter molecule 2-like. The record is from RefSeq and is a predicted model, not a curated record. Gene Ontology annotation, cellular component: ESCRT-0 complex. Gene Ontology annotation, molecular function: ubiquitin binding; phosphatidylinositol binding. Gene Ontology annotation, biological process: protein transport to vacuole involved in ubiquitin-dependent protein catabolic process via the multivesicular body sorting pathway. The transcript has 17 exons. Lineage: Eukaryota; Metazoa; Mollusca; Bivalvia; Ostreida; Ostreidae. Bases 34 to 2268 code for a protein of 744 amino acids.